Messenger RNA from Agrilus planipennis (emerald ash borer), 663 nucleotides. RefSeq lists its product as uncharacterized. The record is from RefSeq and is a predicted model, not a curated record. Bases 1 to 663 code for a protein of 220 amino acids. NCBI's taxonomy places the organism in Eukaryota, Metazoa, Arthropoda, Insecta, Coleoptera, Buprestidae. The transcript is spliced from 4 exons.
AUGUGUGAGAUGAAGGCGUCAUCACCUCGUCGCUACAACGAUUCCCCGCUUGAUCUCUUCAGAAACGAUACAAGAACAAGCGAAUCUCACAACCGAUUACAAAGAUUUGGUGUUCCUCCUUCUUCAUACGGUCCACCUGGACCAUCAGGAGUAGGAGGUCCUGGAUACCCUAGUGGAACAGGACUUGGACAUUACCCUGUGAAAUUAGACAUUGGUGGAAUAGCUCUUGGUGCUCUUUUAGGAUUAGGAGUUAUUUUAGUUGCUCCAAAAAUAGCACAGUUCUUAAGUGGUGGAUACGGAGGAGCAUACCGAAGUUUAGAUGACGACGAAUCAUCCAUUUCAUCUAUCUUGGCAAAGCUAGAUAAUACAUUGGACGAGCACAACAUAGACAGCAGCUCGUGUAUGCAACGAGUUAUUUGCACAUAUGUGCAUGAAGCGCAAAAGAAUAUGAAAUUGGGUGAAGGCAGCCCAAUGGAUGAGUUCAUAAACGCUCUAUCGAACAAUCCAAUUUUCACGUUUAUGUUAGAUGGAAGUGCAGUGAAACAAGCAAUAGAUAUGGGGAAACAGAGUGAUACUGAGAAAUGCGCUUCUCUUUACGCAAAAUGUCCAAUUAGUAAAGAGAAUGUCACACAAGUUAUAUCUACACUAUUACCGUCGUUUUAA